Molecule: messenger RNA, 1267 nt
Organism: Canis lupus familiaris (dog)
Lineage: Eukaryota; Metazoa; Chordata; Mammalia; Carnivora; Canidae
Product: melanoma-associated antigen 8-like
Biological process (GO): negative regulation of transcription by RNA polymerase II
Cellular component (GO): nucleus
Source: RefSeq, a predicted model, not a curated record
UGGCCCACCGUGCACCCCGACCAAGCCAUCCCACCGCUGUCUUCAGCUUUAGCUCCACGCCCACACCAUGCCCCUGAGGCACACGAGUCAGCUCUGGAAGCUGGAAGAAGACCCGGGAGAAGCCCAGGGCCUGGUCAAUGCCCAGCUGCCAGAGGCUGAGGAUGAAGACGAAGUUUCAUCUCCCCCCUACCUGUGUUCCUCUUCCUCCUCCUCCCCCCCUCCUCCUCCUCCUCUUGCUCUCCCCUUCCUUGUCCAGCUCUGGCCUGUUCUUUGUGCCCCCAGAGAGGGGUCUGAGACUGCCUGGAGUCCUCCCCAGAGCCCUCAGAGUGCCGGGCCCUCCCCCAGUGGCAGGGCACCCAGUGGCUGGAGCCAGGUGGAGUUUGCUGGCCCCAGUGGCCCAGAGGAGGAGAUCUGGAACCCCUGGGAGGUGCCCGAAUAUGCGCAGCCCUCUGCCCAAGGAGGAGACACAAUGCUCAUGAGUGGGGCUGACCUGGUGGGGUUCCUGCUCCGCAAGUAUCUCAACAAGCAGCCCACCAGCCAGGCAGAGGUGCUGGAGGUCCUCAGCCCAGAUAUGCAGGAUGCCUGGCCCGAGAUCUGGGGUCAAGCCUGUGAGUGCAUGCAGCUGGUCUUUGGCGUAGAAGUGAAGGAAGUGGACCCCAUCGCACACUCCUACGUCCUGGUCACCGUCCUGGGCCUCAGCUACGAUGGGAUGCUGAGCGGUGAGCAGGGCCUGCCCACGACCGGCCUCCUGGUGCUGCUCCUGGGGGUGAUCCUCCUGGAGGGCGACCGUGCCCCCGAGCAGGAGGUGUGGGAAGCCCUGGGGGUCAUGGGGGUGUUUGCCGGCAGGCAGCACGUCAUCUAUGGGGAGCCCAGGGAGCUCCUCACCCACGUCUGGGUGCAGGAAGGCUACGUGGAGUACCGGCAGGUGGCGGGCAGCAACCCUGCCCGCUACGAGUUCCUGUGGGGGCCCAGGGCCCACGAGGAAACCAGCAAGCUACGGGUCAUGGAGUAUGUGCUAUGGGUUAAUAGCAGGUGGCCGGUUUCCUCCCUGGCCCCGUUUGAUGAGGAAGAGUGGCCUGAGCCCCAGAGGGCGGCCAGGCCCUUUCCAGCCUUUGGAACCCGGACCGUUGUGCUCCGGCAUGGGCGGGGCCGCGGAAAGGGCGAGAAAGGGCCCGCCGGAGGCCAGGGGAGCCCUGCUGGCGGCUCCCUCACGGCCACAACAGCGGCUGAGCUCUGCUCCCUGCAAGGCCCUGUGUGUGAGCAGUGA